AUGUAGAGUGAAUAGCAUCGCUUAAGUACAAAUUCAAGUGGAUCGGUCGAUAUUGGUUAACUCUUAAAAAAGUACAAAUAAGCAAACACAAAAUUGAGCCCUUUGCCUCUGGAAUAAUUUGAAUAGGUAGCUCUAGAUAGUAAAAUUGAUCUUUUGCAACAAUUGCCAGACAAUGAUCUAACCCAAUUUUUAGGGUUUAAAGAACUCAAUUAAGGGGCUGUCAGCGAGUUGAAACGCUCUUUAUUACAAUCUAAAAGGAUGUGGAACAAUUAUAGUCAGUCCUUAUUUACUGAGGAAUAGUAGUAGGAUCAGCCAAAAUAUUACACUUCUAGAAAAAUGCAAUUAAUACACAACAGAGACACUUUUAGGCAAAUCAAAGAAAAAUACAAGAAACAAGAAGAAACUUAGAUUGAGGAAGUCAGAAAAUACUUUCAAAAAAUAUAAUCAAAAAGUCCAGGAGUCAAAUCAUAUCCUUCUAUGCAAUAUUAAGACCUACAGAGAAUUGAAUAAAUACGCAAAUAGAUAAGGUAAGGCAAUCAAAGUGAAUUAAUAACUAAAAGUAAGGAUGCUGAACAAUUAUAAAGGAGAUUAAAUGAAUCGUUAAUCAACGAAAUUAAAAUAAAGAAACAAUGUGUGUACAUAUAUAAAGAUACUAAUUUAAAUUGGUAGCCAUGCUCUAGGAAUGCUAGUACUAUGCUGGCAUAUGAUCAUAAAUUAUAUUUAUACGGAGGAGCAGGAUCUAAGCAAGCAGAGGACUUUUGUUAUGCUAACAUUGAUAAAUGUAAGGUAUUAAUAAAAUUGUAGAAAAAUAUAAAUGGAAUCAAAUUAAACUGGACGAAAAAUCAUCUAAUGGUUAUAGGGGAAAUCAUUCAGCAGCAAUCUAUAAGAAUUUCAUGAUCAUCUUUGGUGGUGAAGUGCACUAGGUAAUCAAUGAUAAACGAAUAAGCAGUGAAAUAACCAGUGACAUUAAAAUAGUAAAUCUAAGUAAUAAAAUUCAAUAAUAUCAGUUACCAAUGAACUUAAAGUUUUAAAGUAAACAGGAAUCAUACCUCCUCGCAAAUGUCAUAUAGCAGAAGUCAUUGGAAGAAAUAUGAUUGUCCAAGGAGGGAUUGAUCUCAAGGGUUAAUACUUAAGAGAUGUGAUUGCCUAUGAUAUAGUAACUCAAAGAUGGUCAUAAGUCUUAACAGAACAACAUGUCUGCUUUCCCGAUGGAGUAGCUUUUCACAAGUCUUGUGCAGUCUUCCAUAACACUUAAAUAGAAUUAUAUAAAAAUGAUCCUGAAGUUAAGUUUAAUUAUUAGGGAGUUUUCAUCUUCGGCGGCUUUGAUAAGAAUGGCCAUUACCUAGACAAACUUAUUAAAAUUGAUAUCACUACUAAGCCUAUCAAUUUUGAACAAGUUUAGACUAAAGGACUUUCACCCAGUAAAUUAUCUGAUCAUAUUUGUAGUUGGUCGUUGUUAACAUUCAAUGAAUUAUCUAGAGCAAUAUCAGGUCAUAGUUAUUUAUGGAGGCAAGAAUGAUGAUCUUAAUAUAAAUGGGUUUUUAAAUGAUAUUCAUUUGCUUGACAUGAAAUCAUUGACUUGGAUUAGUGUAGAAAUUAAAGGGUUUUAAGUUGCAGGUAGAUGUGGACAUAGUGCUGCUUGUAUAGAUUCAAAGUUAUACAUUUUUGGAGGUUGUAAUUAUUCAGGCUUUCUGAAAAGUGAUCUGCUUGUAAUUGAACUAGAUCCUAUAUCAGCCUAACAAUUUGGGCAAUAGGAUGUAGUUGUUGAAAAACCAAUAAAAUCUCAAUUAAAAGUAACAUUCAAAAAACAAAUUCAUAAAGAUCAUCUCACUGAAAUUAAAGAGAAAAUAGAUUAAAUAUGUUUAAGACCUUAAAAAUAAAGUCUUUUUUUACCUAAACCUAGAAGAUUAAGCGAUUUACUAAACUCACUGAAUUUGAAAGAACUUAUUUAACCAAAUUAGUAGGAAAAGGAUAAAGAUAAAGAAAAAGAUAAAGAAAAAGAUUAAUAAUAAAAAUCAAGUAGAGGUUCUAAUAGAUAAUCACCAAGGAAAGAAACCCCUAGAAUGCCAAUCAAAAAUAUCAAAAGAACUAUGACCACUAUUGUUAAUUCAAAUUGA
Molecule: messenger RNA, 2117 nt
Organism: Paramecium octaurelia
Lineage: Eukaryota; Ciliophora; Oligohymenophorea; Peniculida; Parameciidae
Source: the annotation of a GenBank genome assembly